Messenger RNA from Boeremia exigua, 377 nucleotides. RefSeq lists its product as uncharacterized. The transcript has a single exon. Bases 81 to 317 code for a protein of 78 amino acids. The record is from RefSeq and is a predicted model, not a curated record. NCBI's taxonomy places the organism in Eukaryota, Fungi, Ascomycota, Dothideomycetes, Pleosporales, Didymellaceae.
AUAUCUUUGUCCAACAGCUCUCUCGUGUACGAUCUGAAUGAGGUGAUGUGCGCUCCGCCGUGUUUGCUGCUUCUCGUUGUAUGGGAUUGAGGUGCUGGAUAUGGAUAUGUAUUGCUGUUGCUCGUACUCAUCUGAUUUUGGAGAUGCUUGUUGAGAUUAAUGACAUCUUGAUCGUCCCAAAGUUAUUUCAUGAUACCACGACUGUGGGAGUAUGUGAUGUCUGCUAUCGAGUAUCAGUUCCAGCAACAUUCGUGACUUUUACGACAACUCAUCUGGGUCAUAUGGUAUUUGUCAAGGUCGCUACAAGGUCCGAAUGAAAGCGUAGGUAAGACGAGAACUCACUGUGUUCGCUACUCCACUCCCCACGACUGAUUAAC